Messenger RNA from Homarus americanus (American lobster), 2996 nucleotides. RefSeq names its product basic proline-rich protein-like. The transcript is spliced from 4 exons. The record is from RefSeq and is a predicted model, not a curated record. Lineage: Eukaryota; Metazoa; Arthropoda; Malacostraca; Decapoda; Nephropidae. Bases 163 to 2772 code for a protein of 869 amino acids.
GCGCGGGCCUGUGGGGGAACAUCCGUAUAUAACCCGCUGGUGUUACGUAACUGGUCUGGUAUAAAACGCCUGCUACAACCUCGCCUCCGGACACUUGAACGCUGCAUUUCUUACUACGAGGGCCUCCGUGUGGCGACCAUUCUCCAGCAGUGAGAGAACACAAUGUCAGGACAGAGCACUAAGAGGGGCCAGGGGGCGUGGCUGUCCUUUGAGAACGGCCUCGACAACUACAAGGAGAGCCAGCUGAAGAAGGAGUGGUGGUACAAUGUUACGCCAGAGAACCCACACCUGUCACGGCGGCAGAAGCGGCGUUUCAAGCAUGAGCUAAAGGAGAAGAACGCCGGCAAGGUCCUACAGGCCAAGAUAGAAAAGCAAGGCAGGAAGGAUUCUAAAAAGCCCCAGCAGCCAGCCGAACCCAAACCCAAGCCAGCAGAGAAACCCAAGAAACCCGCAGUGAAGCCAGAACCAGCCACGGCACCAUCUCCUACAGAACCUACCCCGGCAGCUGAAAAAACUACAGCAGUCAAACCACAGAAGGAGAAGCCCGCGAGAAACAAGCAGAAAACAUCCGAAUCCGAGAAGGAAGUCCCCGUAGCAGCCCCCAAGCCCAAACCCGACAUUGUGACGCCGCCCGCCAAGAAAACACCGACGGCACCAACACCCGCCCCUAAGGAAGCACCCGCGCCUCUACCUGUUAAACCGGAACCAGUAAAGGAGGAAAUCAAACCGGAACCAGUAAAGGAAGAAGUCAAACCUGAACCAAAGAAAGAAGAUGUUAAGGAAGAGAAGAAGCCAGAACCAGCCAAGGUAGAAGUCAAACCAGAAGCAGCCAAGGUAGAAGCCAAACCAGAGCCAGUCAAGGAAGAAGCCAAACCAGAACCAGCCAAGGUAGAAGCCAAACCAGAACCAGCCAAGGUAGAAGCCAAACCAGAGCCAGUCAAGGAAGAAGCCAAACCAGAACCAGCCAAGGUAGAAGCCAGAACCAGCCCAAACCAGAAGCCAAGGAAGAAACCAAACCAGAACCAGCAAGGUAGAAAAACCAGAACCCGUAAGGGAAGAAGAACCAGUCCAGUAAAGGAGGAAGCCAAACCAGAACCAGUAGGAGCCAAACCAGAACCAGUCAAGGAAGCCAAACCAGAACCAGCCAAGGUUGAAGUCAGAACCGCCAAACCCCAGAAGCCGCACCAGUACCAGCCAGGUAGAAGCCAACCAGAACCAGUAAAGGAAGCCGCACCAGUACCAGCCAAGGUAGAAGCCAAACCGAACCAGCCAAGGUUGAAGCCACACCAGAACCAGCCAAGCCAAGCCAAACCAGAACCAGUAAAGGAAGCCGCACCAGUACCAGCCAAAGAAGCCAAACCAGAACCAGCCAAGGUGGAAGCCACACCAGAACCAGCCAAGGUAGAAGCCAAACCAGAACCAGUAAAGGAAGCCGCACCAGUACCAGCCAAGGUAGAAGCCAAACCAGAACCAGCCAAGGUAGAAGUCACACCAGAACCAGUAAAGGAAGCCGCACCAGUACCAGCCAAGGUAGAAGCCAAACCAGAACCAGCCAAGGUAGAAGUCAAACCAGAAGUCACACCACCACAACAGGCAGCCACUGAAGCGCCAGCGGCACCCAAGCCCGAAGCUGUAAGUAAACCCGAAGCCAAGCCUGAUGCAGCUGUUCUAGUGGCACCAUUACCUGGUCUUGCACCCGUGCCCGAGCCCUCCCCAGCAGCCACAGCACCGACGAUAGCACAGGGCUUCAUGCCAGCCCUCGACCCAGCCCUAGCACCAGCAGUUGGAGGCCCCAAACCAUCACCAGCACCUCGCUUUGCAUCAACAUUCGUACCUCCUCUUGGGCCUGCUCUGGCCUCCACCUUACCGCCAGCUCCUGCUCCCGAACAAGAACAAAAGGCUCCUUCAUCACCUACAUUGAUGAACUUGAGAGUGCAGGUCGCCCCCUCUGCCACACAGCCUGCAGCGCCUGCCUCCCAGCCUGCACCUGCCCAAGUUCCCGAACCAAAACUUCCUUCAUUCCCCGGUUUUGGCCCAGCGCCCCAGACUACUCCAAGUUUAAGUCAAGGGUUCAUGCCCAGCCUUGCAUCAAGCAUGGCACCUGCUGUGGGUACUACCCCUGUGGCAGCACCUCCGAUGGGACCAGCUCUCUCCCCCGCCCUAGGCACAGCGAUGGGACCAGUUCUAUCACAUGGUCCAAUUGACCCCUUCACAACAGGAGCUCCCGCCCCUCCUCCAGUCAGCUUUAGCCCACAGGGUCCACCUCCUCCAGUCAGCUUUAGCCCACAGGGUCCACCUCCUCCAGUCAGCUUUAGCCCACAGGGUCCACCUCCUCCAGUCAGCUUUAGCCCUCAGGGUCCACCUCCUUCAGUCAGCUUUAGCCCUCAGGGUCCACCUCCUUCAGUCAGCUUUAGCCCUCAAGGUCCACCUCCUCCAUUUAGCUUUAGCCCAAAAGGUCCAGCACCAGCUGCUCCAAUGAGUGUUAGUCCAAUUAAACAAAAUGGCGCUUCACUCAGCUUUAGCCCAAAGAGUCCCUCAGGUGUUCCCCCUAAGGAACAGACAAACGACUCUAUGCCCUCGUUUGCCACGCCCCCUCCCCUCGCCCCCCUUCCCACCUUCCUCACACAAGGAGACGACGACGGUAUCAUCCCCCUGAUGGAGGAGGCCAUGGAGGCACCGGGUCUCUCCGAUGACGACUUCGACCUCCCGAAGGAAUCUAAGGGACCUAUAUUUGACGUCAAAGCUCAGCAAAACGGCCAAGUAAAGAACUGAAGGUGUGAGGCUCCAGCACCACCUGCUCGGGGGUCACAGUGCUAAUGAAAAUAUCAGAAAUAUAAUUGAUUUAUUUCUACAGACUUUGUAUGAACAAAAAAAAUUACUUCAUAAAUGAUUUGUGCCUAAGUACAAACAGUCCACUUUCCUUUCGGCAUUCCUGGCUGAGAAAAUUACAGUUACAUUUGUUAGAUGAAAUUUGUUAAUAAAAUAUUAUAAUAUGA